GUGCGUAUGUGUGUGUGCGUGUGUGUGUCUGUGUGUGUGUGCGCGCGCGCGCGCGCGCGACGGGGCCGAGGCUGGGGAGGAAACCGCCCGCGCGGCCCGUGAGGAGGAAGGAGCCUCCCCUUCCUCGCCAGCCCCCUCCCCACUUCCCGUCCGGCGCGGCCGCUCGCUUCCCCCGCCGCGGGCCUCGGGGCGCACGGAGCCCGCCGGCCGCCGCGGAGCUGGAGGCGGAGGAGGCGGAGCGUGAGGAACCGGCGGGGCCCAUGCUGGGCGGGGGUCCCCAGGGCGCCCCGGCCGGUGGCGGCGGGGGCCACCGCGCAGGCAGCGAGGAUCGCUUACCACCGGCAGCGUCUUUUCGGAGGAGGCGGCUGGCACGGAGGCCGGGCUACAUGAGAAGCGCAGCUGGGCCCCGGAUCGGGUUCCUCUCCCCGCCAGUGGGCGCCCAGUUCCGGGCCCAGGGAGGGGCGCGCGGUGAGGAGUCCCACCACGCUGAGUCCAGGGCCGAGCCGUGUGGAGGCCAGUGGCGAGGUCCCUCGGUUGGGAGCCCCGUUCCCAGGAGCACAGCAGCCUUAGCUCUGACCUCCGUGGGCCACCGAGGCCUGGCUCUGGUGGCCGUGAGAGGAAGCCCAGGGCUCCGUGGGACUCAGCCCAGGGCUGGCACCACCCUGCCCAAGAGGCUCCCCAGGCCGUGUGGCCCCGGGGACGCCGGGUGUCCGGGGGAGCUGCCAUCCAUGGACAGUCACGAGGCCCCAAGCGCUCACCAGGAAGCAGUCUGGACCAAAGGCUGUCUGUCCCCGGAGGAGGUGAGGGGCACCAGCUGCGGCCUCGGAAGUGGCCCCAAGGCCCCCUCCCCCACUGCCGGCUCUCAGGAUGUCUUCACCUCCAGCUUUAGUUUCAUUCGCCUCUCCCUGGGUUCCGCUGGGGAACGGGGAGAAGCAGAAGGCUGCCCGCCAUCCAGAGAGGCCGAGGCCCCGCGUCGGAGCCCCGAGGAGACGGAGGCCAAGGCUGCCAGCUUGGACGGAGCCCGCGAGCACCCUCGGGUCCUCUCCUCCCCCUUCGCUCUCAAGGCCCCUCAGGGCCUGGCAGACGCUGCGCAGACCUCGGGGGGCGGCCCCAGGCUGGAGUGUGAGACGUUUCCCUUGUUGGACACGGAUGCCACCUCCUCCCGUGCCCCGGACCCCUCGUGGUUUGAGGGCGGCAGCUCGGGGGAUGCUCUCCGUUGGGACCCUCUGCUUAGCAAAUGCAAGCUGGCGCUGUGGCACUGCCUGCAGGGCCAGCAGAGGCGGCUGGAGGUAAAAUCCUUAAGAUUAAAGCUUCAGAAACUUCAGGAAAAAGCGGUUGAGGAAGAUGAUUACGAUAAGGCUGAGAUGAUCCAACAAAGAUUAGAAGCCCUGGAGAAAGAGAGAAGCAGCCUGCACUUUCAGCUCCCUUCACGGCAGCCGGCCGUCAGUGGCCUCCUGGGACACCUGAGGGCACAGGCCCAGGCCGCCCUGCACCAGGCGGCCCAGAGAGCUAGCAGUGACGACACCCAAGCUGAGCUCAGAACGGAGCCGAAGAUGUUGGAACCCACUGCUCAGGACAACCUGCUUGUGUCCAUCACCAGGCGAGACUGGCUUCUCCAAGAAAAGCAGCAGUUACAGAAAGAAAUCGAAGCCCUCCAAGCCAGGAUGUCUGUGCUGGACGCAAAAGAUCAACAGCUGAGAAGGGAACUAGAAGAGCAGGAGUGGGUCCUCCCGUGGCAGGGCUGCGACCUCAUGGGAGGGCUGUCCCUGGGCGAGUUGCAGGAGGUCAGCAAGACCUUGCAGGACACCCUGGCCUUGGCCGAGCAGAUUCCUGUCCGUGCGGAGCCGCCCGAAACCAUCAGGAGCCUCCAGGAAAGGAUAAAAUCCCUCAACUUGUCACUUAAGGAGAUCACUGCUAAGGUGUGUAUGAGCGAAAGACUCUGCAGUGCCCUGAGGAAGAAAGUUAACGAUAUUGAAACCCAACUGCCGGCGUUGCUUGAAGCCAAAGUGCUUGCCAUCUCAGGAAACCAUUUCUGUACAGCCAAGGAGCUCACGGAGGAGAUUAGAUCAUUAACAUCCGAGAGGGAAGGGCUGGAGGGACUUCUCCACAAACUGUUGGUGCUGAGUUCCAGGAACGUCCAGAAAUUGGCAAGUGUUAAAGAAGAUUACAGCAGCCUCAGGAGAGAACUGGAUCAGGGGAGAACUGCCUAUGAGACUGAGGAACAGUAGGGGCUGAAUACCAAACUCCAGGUCUGCCCUGAGAAGGUCACCCAACCCUGAAAUUCCCCAGUGUCUGGAAUCCUGAGAAUGCAGCAGCCUUCAGAGGUGAAGUAAUUUUCCUGACGGAUUACACAAGAAUCCUCUGAUGUUGAAGCUUAUGAGAUUCCUGGAGUUGCUCUAGUGGGUUUUUUUUUUUUUUCUUUUCAAUUUUUAAUUUACUUCACAAAAUAUCAUAAGAAUAAAACACAUUUGAAAAAUCGAACAAAAAAUGUCCAUCAUCCAACUUUUGUAGCAGAGCCCCUGGGUGCAUUUUUGCUGUCCCCUCCAGUGCCUGGACCACACGUAGACAUUUUUCACACUUGUACUCAGAGUAUGGGCACAACUGUACCUUCUUAGCCUUAUGUGACAGUAAUGAAAGCAUUACAUCAUUCAAUCCUUAUGGCUGUACGUUCAGAAAAAUGAAUCAUUCUAUUCUACUGAUGCUGAAACUGAGGCUCAGUGAGCUGGGAGCGUUGUGGAUGGGAGUGAACAGCUGGAACGUGACUCAGACCUGUCUGGUUCCAGAGCUGGAUUCCUCAUCACGUAUUUCCAUUUCCUUGUUGUAACACAGCGUUCCAGUUUGGUAUUUAGAAUCUGUAUAACAUUCUAAGAAUCAAUAUACCAUGACCUACUUAACUCUCUCCUUAUUUUGAUUUGGUUAAUGAUCAGUUUAUGAAUUCCUUUCUGAAGGUAAUGUGAGAAUGGGAUUUCUGGGCCAAAAAGCACAAUCAUUUUAUGACUUGAUACAUCCUGCAAAGACUUUCAAAAAGAUUAUACCAGUUUAACUGAUACUCCCAGUCCAUCCUUUCCAACACUAAAGGUUAUUUCUUAAAAAAAUUAUGUAGCAUCAUAACAAUAAUGAAAUGGUAUUUGAUUCAUGAUUUAUUUUGGCAUAUAUUUGACUAAUAAUGAGGUUGAACUUGCUUUUUUGGUGCCUUUAUGAUUUUUCCCAUUGUGUAUUAUCCAUAUCCCUUGUCCUUUUUUGGGGGAGGGGUGGGGAGAACUUGAUGGUUUCCUAAUCUUUACCUAAUAUGGUUAUUAUUAUUUUUUCCUGUUUGUAUGUUGUGUGUAUAUGUGUGAAAUUAACCCAUUAUCAUGAUUAAUAAAGGACCAAGAGGAGAAAUCUUUAUAAACAAUGAUAACAUGUUGAGGUAACAGAGUGAAUUCUGAAACUUCUUGAGGCUUAGGGUGCAAAGCAUUUAACAAACAACGUAGGUUUUCCCGAGUAGAGGCAUUGUUUCCACUCGGUGUAUUAACAUUUACUGGCCCUGGCCUUUAAAACAACUGUGAUGCAGAGGGAACAGCUGCAAUUGGGACCUUAAUAAACCAAUCUCACUUUUUACAAGAAAUCUGUGGAAGGGAGUGUUUUACAUUUUCACGACCAUUAAAAUAAAGAAGCUGAGAGAAACGUGCAGUGUCAUGUCCAUUGCCUUACUUUUUCUGUAUGAUGUAUCUUACAUUGAGUACUUCACUGUAUUUUGGCCUUUUAAAAAAAUUUCCCAUUUACUUAAAUAGAUCCAUUAGAAAAACCGCUCCUGCCGAUGGGAAUUUUUUUCUUCCCAAGCAUGCUGUUAUCUCACGGACUAAAGGAGCGUGUCUACUGAUGGUGUGUAGGGCCGCUGAGGCUGCAGUUUGAGGGAGAGUCACAGGACUUGGUGAUGGAGGCUGGCCUGGCGUGGUGAGGGCCAGACGGAUGGGGUGACCUUUGAAACCGUCACUGGCUUUUCAUGGAGAGCAGUUGGGUCUGUGGCAUGUCUCUCCCCUUCUCUCCACAGACAAUAAGCAGUGCUGGGUGUUAAGUCAAAGAUCCCUUUCCAUGGACGAUGUGUCAUCACCGUAAAUGACUACGAUUGGGGUUUAGGAAGGCACCGCCUUGUCUACUGCCGCUCUUGGGUAUCAGAUUCUCCCACCGCCCCAAUCACCUGUUCCUAUGCCUUUUGGCUGUGGGUUUCUUUCCUCUACCUUUGGAAUAUCCCGCACCCUCAUCCACCCAAGUGCCCACUCCCUACAUCCCUUCUGGGCGUUACCCUGACCGCUUCCUCUGACCCGCUAAACUUCCCUCGGUCUCUGCGUGCUUGGAUGCAGCGUGUGAAGUGCUCCCUCAUCUCUCCAGGAGCAGCUCCCCUGAGAUCUCUGUGAAGAUGCUCUCUAGCAGCAGAGCUCACUGACUUGCCUCUCUGUAUACUCUUCUUUUCUUUU
Messenger RNA from Delphinapterus leucas (beluga whale), 4457 nucleotides. Lineage: Eukaryota; Metazoa; Chordata; Mammalia; Artiodactyla; Monodontidae. The record is from RefSeq and is a predicted model, not a curated record.